This is a messenger RNA of Drosophila serrata, 750 nucleotides long. Its product is annotated as cathepsin R-like. Gene Ontology annotation, molecular function: cysteine-type peptidase activity. The record is from RefSeq and is a predicted model, not a curated record. Lineage: Eukaryota; Metazoa; Arthropoda; Insecta; Diptera; Drosophilidae. Gene Ontology annotation, biological process: proteolysis.
AUGGAUUACAUUUGGAUGCUAAAGCUUAUCUCCCUGCUGCUCUUGGUGGAUCUGGGAUCCCCGGAGACCUUCAAGUUUUAUGAGUAUAUUACGGAUGAAAAAGAUUGGCGCCAUUAUGGUUAUAUCUCACCUGUCCAGAAUCAGGGAGAGUGCCAAGCCAGCUGGGCCAUGUCAGUGGUAGGUGCUCUGGAGGCUCACACGGCGAUUAAUAACCACGAGCUGGUGGAGCUAUCAGCUCAGCAAUUGAUCGACUGUGCACCGCAUCCUAACAAUGGUUGCCAUGAAGGAAAGACUAACGAUGCCUUUCAUUAUAUUGGGGAUCAUGGCAUCGCUUCCAAGGCAUCAUAUCCCUAUCGUGCUGUCCAAUCAAAUUGUAGCUACAAUUCCAAUUCCACUGCUGGCAGGAUGAAGUUCCUUGUGACCUAUCUCAAUUCCGAUGAGAAGCGACUGACAGAACUGGUGUACAACAUUGGACCCGUGGUGGCGCACAUAGACAACCAACACGAGUCUUUCUUAGAAUAUAAAUCAGGAAUCUACCAUGAGGAGAAUUGCAGAUCGGAUAUGGAAAACCUAACCUUACCUGUUUUAGUGGUGGGUUAUGGUACGGAUUGCAAAAAUGGCAGCUACUGGAUCCUGAAAACCUCCUUUGGACUGAAUUGGGGAGAAAAUGGAUACAUGAGGCUGGCCAGGAAUAAAGGCAAUAUGUGCGGCGUCUCAACUCUGUUGGAAUAUCCCUAUGUCGAGAAGUAA